Molecule: messenger RNA, 1485 nt
Organism: Aureobasidium pullulans EXF-150
Lineage: Eukaryota; Fungi; Ascomycota; Dothideomycetes; Dothideales; Saccotheciaceae
Product: A subunit of putative glutamyl-tRNA amidotransferase
Exons: 2
Coding region: 1-1485 (494 amino acids)
Biological process (GO): mitochondrial translation; glutaminyl-tRNAGln biosynthesis via transamidation
Cellular component (GO): mitochondrion; glutamyl-tRNA(Gln) amidotransferase complex
Molecular function (GO): glutaminyl-tRNA synthase (glutamine-hydrolyzing) activity
Source: RefSeq, a predicted model, not a curated record
AUGAGCAAGGCCCUGCAACGAGUGCAGCAAUGCCUUGAGCGACAAGCGCAAUAUGCCGGGUUGAAUGCUUUUGUCACCCGUGCCAAUGCGACGCAAAUACAGGAUGCAGCCAAAGCAAUAGUCGACAGCGAGUUUGAUGGAUCGUCACUUGCAGGAAGGACCAUCGCUAUCAAAGACAAUAUCGUCACGACAGACUUUCCGACCACGGCAUCGUCAAAAAUCCUCGACGCGUACAAGUCACCUUACAAUGCGACCGUUGUCGAGAAACUCACAGGAGCUGGGGCCCUGAUCUGUGGAAAGACGAAUCUCGAUGAGUUCGGAAUGGGAUCACAUACACGACCCGUCUUCACAUCCACCACACAAAGUCCAUUCAAACGCAAUGGAGAAGCUCUCUCGGCAGGUGGAAGUAGUGGAGGUAGUGCAGUAGCAGUCGCGACAGGUCAGGCAUGGGCUGCUCUGGGAACAGACACUGGAGGUUCAGUAAGACUACCUGCUGCUUAUACUGGCACUGUUGGCUUCAAGCCCAGCUACGGCCGGCUGAGUCGGUGGGGUGUUAUUGCAUACGCCAAUUCACUGGAUACUGUCGGCACCUUGACCCAGAGUGUUGAACAUGCACGAGACAUCUUCAAUGUGCUGGAUUCUUUCGACCCCAUGGAUCCUACCAGCUUGUCAGAAAUAGUCCGCAACGAGGCUGAGUAUCAAUCAAUUGCCUCGAUGGAGGACAAAAGGCUCCGGAUUGGUAUACCACUAGACUACAACACUGCUUCGCUGUCGCCUGAGGUCCGACGAACUUGGUCUCAGUUAUUGACUUCUCUCCAAGAUGCUGGUCAUUCACUUCAUCCAGUCUCAUUACCUUCCACCCACCAAGCACUCUCGGCAUACUACGUUCUGGCUCCAGCAGAGGCCUCAUCCAACCUUGCCAAGUACGAUGGUGUACGUUACGGUCAUCGCACUACCGGUCCCGACGCCAAUCCCAAGGAGAACAUGCCCUUGUUUGCCGCUACUAGAGGCGAAGGCUUUGGACCGGAAGUACAACGCCGUAUCCUGCUAGGUGCUUACACUUUGAGCUCGGAAGCCAUGGACAAUUAUUUCGUCCAAGCACAGCGUGUCCGCAGGCUGGUUCAGAGCGAUUUUGACAACGUAUUUGCUCUUCCAAACCCAUUACUAGAUCUCCGAGCAGAGCAAUCAAGCGACGGGCCCAACGUCGAUAUCUUGAUCGCACCUACAGCUCCGACGUUACCGCCAACGCUGGCAGAAGUGGAGAAGUUGAGUCCGGUUGAGAUGUACAUGAAUGAUGUCUUGACAGUGCCUGCGAGUUUGGCAGGACUGCCUGCUCUGAGCGUGCCCGUCAAGCUACAGAAUGGCUCAACGGAGGCGGGUGAUGUUAAGUCCAUCGGCAUGCAGGUUAUUGGACAGUUUGGUGAUGACGAACUUGUUCUUCAAGUCGGACAAAUCAUCGAGGACUUGCAAGCAAAGAGAAAUUGA